Messenger RNA from Polyodon spathula (Mississippi paddlefish), 461 nucleotides. Its product is annotated as zinc finger protein neuro-d4-like. Gene Ontology annotation, cellular component: nBAF complex. The transcript is spliced from 5 exons. NCBI's taxonomy places the organism in Eukaryota, Metazoa, Chordata, Actinopteri, Acipenseriformes, Polyodontidae. The record is from RefSeq and is a predicted model, not a curated record. Gene Ontology annotation, biological process: nervous system development. The coding region runs from base 1 to 420 and encodes 139 amino acids.
AUGGCCUGCCUUUGCACACCUGAGUCUUAUGAAACCAAGAAAGCCCCUGAUGGAUCGGUCAUUCCGAACGGGUAUUGUGAUUUCUGUUUGGGCGGCUCAAAGAAGACAGGCUGCCCUGAAGACCUGAUCUCCUGUGCAGACUGCGGGCGCUCAGGUCACCCCUCGUGCCUGCAGUUCACAGUGAACAUGACGGCGGCUGUGCGGACGUACCGCUGGCAGUGCAUUGAGUGCAAGUCCUGCAGCCUGUGCGGCACCUCCGAGAACGACGAUCAGCUGCUGUUCUGUGAUGACUGUGACCGGGGAUACCACAUGUACUGCCUGAGCCCCCCCAUGGCCGAGCCCCCGGAAGGUAGCUGGAGUUGCCACCUCUGUCUGCGGCAGCUAAAGGAAAAGGCAUCGGCUUACAUCACCCUGACUUAAGCCCCGCACACACCGCAUCACUGCCAUCAGACAUGCGUGUU